This is a messenger RNA of Falco peregrinus (peregrine falcon), 766 nucleotides long. RefSeq names its product interleukin-36 receptor antagonist protein-like. Gene Ontology annotation, biological process: inflammatory response to antigenic stimulus; cytokine-mediated signaling pathway; positive regulation of gene expression. Gene Ontology annotation, molecular function: interleukin-1 receptor binding; cytokine activity. Lineage: Eukaryota; Metazoa; Chordata; Aves; Falconiformes; Falconidae. The record is from RefSeq and is a predicted model, not a curated record.
CACUGUCACCCUGGGGGGGGGGACACACGGAGCCCAGAGAUCGCGGGGACGGGAUUUUGGAAGCUGACGGAUCCACAGGCUCAGCCAUGUCCCGCGUGUCCAGACCUGCCUCCAGCUGGCCCCGAGGUCCCCAGGGACACCUGGAGCGGUCCCAGAACCUCCGGCACCCGCCGGGUGUCACGGCGGGGCUGAGCAUGGGGACAAGGGACAUGGCGGAGUCUGUCAUCGACCCUGACAUGGUGGCCUUGUUCGACGAGUUCCUGGGGAAAGAGUUCUCGGAGGAGGUGACAGCGGCCUCGGCGGGCAGGCAGCCCCGGGCGCAGCCCUACCACUACAUGAUGAGGGACACGGAGCAGAAGGGGCUCUGCCUGCACAACGGGCGCCUGGUGGCCACCAGCCUGCAGGGUGCCAACGCCGCCCAGGAAGAACCCAUCAGCGUGGUGCCCAACCAGCACCUGGAGCGCCAGCGCUGUCCCCUCAUCGUGGGUAUCCGUGGUGGCACCAUGGCCCUCUCCUGUGGCACGGGCCCCGAGCCCCAGCUGAAGCUGGAGGAGGUGGAGCUGCUGGACCUGUUCUUGCGGGGGGCAGAGGCCACCCCCUACACCUUCUACAAGACCUUUGGUGGCUCCACGCACACUUUCGAGGCAGCCGCCUUCCCCGGGCUCUUCCUCAGCACCGCGCUGGGGCCGGGGGAGGAGCUGGCCCUGGCGCCCCCCCCCGCUGUCACCGCCUUCUACCUGCGCCGCAAGUGACCCCAGCACCCGUG